AUCAUACUGUAGAGAGAAAUAAAAGCCGGCAAAGAUAUAAGAAUAAACAAUUGUGCCUUUAAUAUAAAUCUGUUAUUAACAUUAUUUAAAAAUAAAACCGAUUAAAAGAUGAGUAAGGCACAUCCACCAGAGCUUAAAAAAUACAUGGAUAAAAGGUUGUCAUUAAAACUGAAUGGAGGAAGACACGUUAUUGGGAUUUUGCGUGGCUUUGAUCCGUUCAUGAAUAUGGUCAUAGAUGAAAGUAUUGAAGAAUGUAAAGAUGGUACUAAAAACAAUAUUGGGAAAACAUUGUAUUUAUAUAUCAUUUAA
Molecule: messenger RNA, 309 nt
Organism: Eufriesea mexicana
Lineage: Eukaryota; Metazoa; Arthropoda; Insecta; Hymenoptera; Apidae
Gene: SNRPG
Product: small nuclear ribonucleoprotein G
Exons: 3
Coding region: 109-309 (66 amino acids)
Biological process (GO): spliceosomal snRNP assembly; mRNA splicing, via spliceosome
Cellular component (GO): U2 snRNP; catalytic step 2 spliceosome; U12-type spliceosomal complex
Molecular function (GO): RNA binding
Source: RefSeq, a predicted model, not a curated record